Molecule: messenger RNA, 2910 nt
Organism: Drosophila innubila
Lineage: Eukaryota; Metazoa; Arthropoda; Insecta; Diptera; Drosophilidae
Gene: dup
Product: DNA replication factor Cdt1
Exons: 3
Coding region: 440-2578 (712 amino acids)
Biological process (GO): regulation of DNA-templated DNA replication initiation; DNA replication checkpoint signaling; mitotic cell cycle
Cellular component (GO): nucleus
Molecular function (GO): DNA binding; DNA polymerase binding
Source: RefSeq, a predicted model, not a curated record
AUUAUGUGUAAAUAUCGUCGAAGUAUUGCUUAUUAAAUCGUGUAAAGUGUUAUUAUUAUAUUAAGUGUCCAUAAUAUAUGAUUGAUGAGUUGUCGUUUUCAUUACCAAACUGUGCUAAAAUUCUACUACGGAAAAUGCUACCCAACCGAACAGUGCUAGUAAACGUCAAAGUGCUCGACAGCUGAUCAACGUCACUUUGCAACACACACGAGCAAUGGAAAUGGCGCGAAAGUAAUUUGGCGCGUCGAUGAACAUUUGGAGGGAAACUGCAACGUCGUGGCCCAGUUGUAAUUUGAGCAGUGACAGUGGCUAGACGUAUAUGUAUGAAAUAAUAAGAAAAAACUGAGAUCAUAUACAGCCAUUAACCAGACGUGCCGCAGAGUGAAUUUUGUUAAGCAAUACAAACUGAUAAGCAUAGCAUUUAAUUCAAAUUGCAAUCAUGGCCCAGCCAUCGGUAGCUGCAUUUUUUAGCAAUCGUAAACGCGCCGCUGUAGAUGAUGCCACCACAAUUAAGACCAGGCGUCUUGCCGAACCCACUGAGGUUGCUGCCCCACAAAACAUAGCGCUCCCAGGCGCAGCCACCGAUCAGGAUGUGGACAUUGAUGCCCUUAAGGGUGGCAUACGCACCCGUUCGGGACGCACCGUCAAGCUUAUUGGCGUACAGCCAGCCACACCGUCUCAGGAUACCAAAAAGAAGCCCAGCGUCAAGCAACCCAAGCUCGUACAGUUCAUACGCAAGGGUACACUAUCGCCCCGGAAGCAAGCACCAAUUAAUGCUAUUACUGCGGGCGACGAUGCACAGGCCAUCAAUGAGCAGACGCCCAAGGGGCACAUUACAUUUGCCGCCCAGCAAAAUGCGGUGAAUGUGCAACGUGGAAUGCGCACGCCAACCAAACAAAUCUUCAAGGAUGCCUCGCCCCUUAAGCACACGGAGAUGGCCAAGCGUGGCCUGACCUUUGAUGAGGUCAAGACCAAGAUAUCGCGCAGUGCCAAGAUGCAGGAACUGAAGGCUGUGCUCGCCCGCAAAGCGAAAUUGGAACAGGAACGCAAGGCGCAGGAGGAGCGCAAUCGUCGUCUACGUGAAGCGGGUCCAUCUCCGGUCAAGGCAAAGACCGUGCAGCUGAAGGAGUUCGAUACCAUUGAGCUGGAGGUGCUGACUAGCCCUCUAAAGACGUUCAAGACGCCAACAAAACUGCCGCCUCCAACCCCGGAUAAGAAUGAGUUGAUGUCACCACGGCACACGGACGUAUCGAAGCGUCUGCUCUUUAGUCCGGCCAAGAAUGGAUCACCAGUUAAGCUGCUGGAGCUGCCAGCGUAUAAACGCUAUGCCAGCCUCAUUGAGACGAGCAAAGCGGGUCAGCUGCCCUUGCCGUACAAGUAUCGACAUUUGCUGGACGUAUUCAAGGGUCUGGACUCGGUGGUGGCCAUGUUCCACAAUCGCAAGGAGUGCAUUACCUUCAAGAAGCUGAAGCCGGCGGUGCAGCGCAUGUUGCGCAAGAACUUUACGGAAACGCAUCUGGCGCAGAUAAAGCACGUGUAUCCGGAGGCAUUUAUCUUCAGCCAGAUGAAGAUGCGAAACUUUGGUUCAGUGUCGAAGGCAGAUUACUUCCAGCUGGUCAUCAGUCCCAAUGUGGAGCAGGUGCCGGAACAGCAGCGCCUCAACAAGAUUGAUGAGAACGAUGUGCUCGCGUCGGCACAGUCGACGUCCAUGAAUCCACACGUGAUGACGGCACGCAUGCAGAAGUUCCAGAAUCUCUUGCUGCAACGUGUCAUGCAGGAGCAUGAUAAGUUCGUACGCUCCUUGGAUCCACCUAUCAUCAUUAAUAAGAUGCUAACGCGCUGGCAUCCCGAGUUCGAUCUGGAAAGCUGUGCCGAGGUUGAGCUGGCGGCGUUGCCUCAACCGCCCAAUGUGGAGAAGUACUCCUCGGCCAAGGAUAUUCUCUCAACGGCGCGCAAUCUGUUUAAUUGCGCCACGCCCAUGGAACGUGCAAUGGAUCGGUAUGAGGCCAAGUUGGAGGCGGACAGAAACCAAGCAGAGAUCCCGGAAGAUGUGACGCAACCCAAGGAGAUUCCCAGCACCUCAACUGCAAUAAAAGACACCAAAUUGUUAACAGAAACAACAACUGCCAAGCCCACGGUUAAAGAAUGUACGACAGCCAGUUCGGAUGCAGCAUCCAAUCUACUAAAGGGUUUGCCCAAAUCCUUGAUUGAGAAGAUUCGGGCUAAGCAGGCGGCCAAAGCACUGGAUGCCAUGACGCGUCGUCCAUCACAGGAUCAGGAGGCCACCAAGUACUCGCGCCUGCCGGAAUUGGCGCGUCAUCUGCGCAACGUGUACGUUACGGAACGCAAGAGCGUGCUAACCCUCGAGAUCAUCAUCAAGAAGAUACAAAACAGUUUUCGGGCAAAUCUAACACCACAGGAUAUUGAAGCGCAUCUGAAACUACUGGCCAAGGAGCUGCCAUGGUGGGCAUCAUUCCAUGAAGUGCGGAAAACAAUGUAUAUUAAGAUCGCCAAGGAUAUGGAUAUGAAUAAGAUUAUUGAAAAACUGGAGGAAAUCGCAAAUGAGAAGAGCAAAUAACUGGAGAUUGAGAUAUAGCAAACUUUUGCAAAUCCUAGACCCUGUGGCUACAUCCAGCUAUAUGUAUGAUUAAGUAAACGCUUACCUAGGCUCAAUUAAACUAGGGAAAUUAUAUUGUUAUUCAAACUACACUGACAUAAUUAUUAAAUAUUUGACAAAUUACGCAUCCCACAUCAAUAUUCAUCACAUUUCAUAUAAACACUAUCUAUUACUUUUGUAGACCUUAAUUUUUCACAAUUUAUUAAUUUACAGCAGACAUUUAUAGUUUAGUUUAUUAAGAUCAUUUUCAUGUUGUAUUACGUUGAUUAAAUAAAUGUUUUUCUGGAAAAUAA